Messenger RNA from Carcharodon carcharias (great white shark), 2974 nucleotides. It is a transcript of the gene chadlb, whose product is annotated as chondroadherin-like b. Gene Ontology annotation, molecular function: protein binding. Gene Ontology annotation, cellular component: extracellular matrix. The transcript has 10 exons. Bases 561 to 2789 code for a protein of 742 amino acids. NCBI's taxonomy places the organism in Eukaryota, Metazoa, Chordata, Chondrichthyes, Lamniformes, Lamnidae. The record is from RefSeq and is a predicted model, not a curated record.
UUUCACCUUGCUUAUUGGUUGUCCCUAGUGUCACUCAAUCCCGUUUCUGACGUGUGAUUGAUGAAUUGUUCUGGGGGCGUGUCUGCCGAUUGCCUGCGGCCUCCCACUGAUGGGCGUGUCUGAAAGCCGGAGAUGAGAAAGGGGGAAGGAAUCACAGUGAACUUUCAAAUCACUGGUGAUAAAGGAAGAUUGGAAUUACUGGAUGGUGUUACGGUGUUACGGCCAGGAGCAAAACAGGCAAACUGCAUAGCUUCCUCCUACCACCUGUCCAUAAGCAGAAGACCCAGACAUGAGCUUUUCUAUGGAUAUGCUCAACCAAGGGAUUGCCACCUAUUCUAUGAUACAGACUCUACAAUGAAUGGACAAUCAAAUGCCACAGGGUGGAAACUUCUUGUGGGAAGGAGUUCCAUACUUCCAUCAUCUUUUGUGUGAACAAUGGUUCCCAACUUCUCUCUGGUUCUGAUUUUAAGGGUUACACACAGCAGUGUCCUGGAGAUUGACCUUCAAUUCCUGGAGACUUCAGGCCAAUCCUGAGAUGCUGCAUUCGUCCGCUAAUCCAGAUGUAUUUGCAGUGCUCCUGUCACUGGCUGCUGGGAGCUGUACUCACCACUCUUGUGGCUGGUACUGUGGCCUGUCCAUCUUACUGCAUCUGUGACAACUUUCAGCGUGUGGUGACCUGCAUCAGGAAACAGCUCACAGAGGUCCCCACCACCAUACCAGAGGCCACUAAGAAGCUGGAUAUCAAGGGGAACAAUAUCAACAUCAUUCCAAAUGGAGCCUUCCUUCCUAUUCCUUAUCUUACUCACUUAAAUUUACAGAAAUGUAAGGUUCAACAUCUUGCAGAAGGUGCCUUCCGUGGGCUUGGUCAACUGAUCUACCUGAACUUAGGCUUCAAUAGCAUUGAAUUCAUCUAUCAGGAGACCUUUGAUGGCCUGAUGUCCCUUCAACAACUCAUCAUCGACAACAACAGGAUUGAAGAGAUCAGGCCUGGUGCUUUUGGACAACUGGGAUUCCUAAACUUCUUAAACUUGGGAGGGAAUCUCCUGGUCUAUUUGCCUCCCUUGGUCUUCCAGGGUCUCCAGCAAAUUAAACACCUACGCUUAUCUAAUAACAUGGUCAACAACAUUGCAGACGAGGCCUUUGCUGGACUCUGGACGCUGAAGAGACUGAGUCUGGAUGACAAUGAGCUUCAAUACAUGCCAUCAGAAGCCUUAUCCAGGCUCAAAAAUGUGGCCAGACUGGAUCUUGGCCAGAAUCCCAUGACGUAUCUUGGAGAAGAGUCCGUCCGGAUGCAGUCACUGAAGCAUCUGACUUUGGGCAACAUGGCCCUUCAGGAGGUGUCUCAUGCAGCUUUUGUCCACAGCCCUAAGCUAGCCGUUAUUGAUUUCCGUUACAAUCAACUGCAGGCCAUGCAGCCCCUGGAGGGAGUUGAGGCCUUGAGAAUGAUCAAUCUGACAGGGAACCCAAUCCAGUGCAACUGCUUGAUGAGGCCUUUCCAUGAAUGGAUGACCAACUCCACCAAGCCUAAGGCAGAGGUGUUCUGCAGUGCACCAAGUGUAUUUCGAGGUGAACGGUUGGAUUCCCUGCGGCUAAUUGACCUGAAAUGUGAAAGCCGCCCUUUAGACUAUGAAGAAGAGGAGGAGCUCAAAUUGGAGAGCAAGCCAGAAACAAAUAAUCAAGAAAAUCUUCCAUGCCCAGAGCAUUGUGACUGCAAACAUGACUUACAGCAUUCCAGCUGUGAGGGCAAAGGUCUACGCAAGAUCCCAAAGGGUUUCCCCAUAGAUGCCCGGCUUCUUGACAUGCGCUACAACGAUUUCUACUUAGUGCCUAAAGGCUCAUUCUCAGAUUUGAAAAACCUUGUUUCGCUUCACAUGCAGAACUGCCAAAUUCAUGACAUCCAUGCUGGUGCCUUCCGUGGCUUAAAGAAACUAAUUUACCUGUAUCUGUCUGGCAAUGAGAUAUCGAGUCUACAGCCAGCAAUCUUUGAGGGGCUACCUGACCUGACUUACCUUUACUUAGACUACAACAAGUUAUCAGUCAUACCCAAGGGAGCAUUCAAGCUACUGCCCAACCUCUUUGCUCUUCACUUAGAAUACAAUCCCAUUCCUCGACUGACCGACGAAAACAUGGAAGGAGCUGAGAAGAUACGAUGGCUCUACCUGACAGGCAGCAACAUCACCUACAUUUCCCCAACUGCUCUACAGUCCAUCGGGGAACUCCAGAAGCUGUUCUUGGACGAAAAUAAACUGACGGCAGUUCCCACCGUUGCUCUAAUGGGGAUGCCUAUUUUGGAUGAACUGAAAUUAUCCAACAAUCCCAUUAAACAGAUAGGCAAUGCUGCCUUCCUUCCAGUAGCAGGGUCUCUCCAACAUUUGUGGUUGAAUGACAUGGGUUUGGAGAAGAUCUUUGAUGGGGCCUUUGACGGACUGGAUACAGGGCUGGAGAGCCUCCACCUGGAGAAUAACAAACUGAGCUACAUUCCCAGUCUGAAGAAGUUCACAAACCUUCACGCCAUUGAUCUUUCCAACAACCCUUGGAACUGUGACUGCCCACUCCUUCACCUCCGCAGGUGGAUUGAAAAUACCAAUCUAAAAGUCACGGCCAUCUGCGACCUCCCGACAAACGCCACGGGGCUGAAUGUGCAAGAUGCCCCUUUCAAGGACUGCAAAGGUAACCUUCCUGAGAAGAGUAAAAGUGCGUCGAGUAAGGCGGGCCUGAAGAAAAGAAAAUCCAAAAAAGCCAAGCAACACAGAACAGAAAAGAAGGAUACAAAGAAUAAAGCGCAGUAGAUAAUUUAGCGGAGCUGACAAUGUACUCAGUGACAGAGUGAGCUGAACAAACGGGGUGGCGGAGUGUGCUGAAGUGGGUGUGGGGAAGCUGACUGGGUUUUUAAGUAUGGUUUUUGGUUAUUUUCACCCCUUUUGAGCUUAGAAAUUGCGGUCGCUAUGUAAUAAUAGAAGAAUAUUUUACAGUU